CAUCAUCUCAGCAUAAAAGGGCCCGAGAGAGUUCACGAGAGUGGGCAGGAGAAGAAAAUGCGGGGGUAAAGGAUUUUCUAUUUUCCUCUUGGAUCGCCUUCGCUCUCCUCCCUCCUCUAAUGGAAGACCAAGAGGGUCCCACCUCCGCCAUCACUGCCCCCGCCCCCUCGAGCCCACCGUCUCCGCCGCACGAUCUUGGUCCUGACUCCACACCCGUCGGAUCCCCAGACCACGACCACGCCCUGCCCGAGAUUCACGCAGUGCCGUCCGAUGACGAACACGAUCAUGAAGAUCACGAGCACGGCGUCGGUCUAGAUCAGUCGGCUGGGGCCGGCGUUCUCACCGAGGAUCUAAAGAAUAAGAUUAUUAAGCAGGUUGAGUAUUAUUUCAGUGAUGAAAAUUUGCCAACUGACAAGUAUAUGCUGAGCUUCAUUAAGAAGAACAAAGAAGGGUUUGUUCCUAUAGCAGUCAUUGCUUCUUUUAGGAAAACGAAAAAGCUCACCCGAGACUAUUCAUUGAUAGCGGCUGCACUAAGGGAGUCUUCUUUCCUUGUUGUGAGUUCAAAUGGAAAGAAGGUGAAGCGACUCCAUCCUCUUCCACCCACUGAGGUUAGGGAUCCAAAGUUUUACACUGUUUUGGUAGAAAAUCUACCGGAGGAUCAUUCAGCGGAAAACAUUCAGAGAAUAUUUGGUGAAGCUGGAAAUAUCAAGAAUAUAUCAAUUCAUGACCCCCUUUCUGUUGAAGAGUCAUCUAAAGGCAGCAAGCCUGAUAUGCUGAUCAGUAGUAAGUUACACGUUUUUGUGGAGUAUGAGACUGUAGAGGCUGCUGAGAAAGCUGUGGCGACUUUGAAUGAUGAACGGGACUGGAGGAAUGGCAUGCGGGUCAAGCUUCUUAAUCGAGUGGGCAAGUAUGGGCAGAGACGACAAGCAUGGAGGGGAUAUGAUUCCGAGAAGAAUAGCACUAGUCGAGGAUCUGAUCAUACCGGAGAUGAGGAAAAUCAUAACUUGAGCGAGCAUCAUGAUGAUACACCUGAUGAAGAGGAAGGGGAUUAUCUUUCCAAGGAGAGAAAUGGGCAUAGAGGUCGUAAUCGAGGAAGAUCAAGACGGCAGAAUUAUCGUGUCAUCAAUGGGCUAGGCCACGGAAGUACUUCCUCUACUCAUGCUAAUGAAGCUUCAAAGCCACCUCCUGGACCAAAAAUGCCUGAUGGAACUAGGGGAUUCACAAUGGGGCGCGGUCGGCCUCCUGUUGCCAAUCAAAGUCAGCAAGUGUUUUAAUGAGCAGAUGCAGAGCAAUUCUUGUGUUAUGUGCUAUAUUUUUCCAUUCGGUGAUCUGGGUGUUUGAAUGUUGGAUUAUACCUGUAACUCUUGGAAUUAUCAAAUUUUUGUGAUGUCUCCAUGCUUAUACAGUGUUUUUCUUUGGUCA
Messenger RNA from Corylus avellana, 1422 nucleotides. RefSeq names its product RNA-binding protein (gene LARP6A). Lineage: Eukaryota; Viridiplantae; Streptophyta; Magnoliopsida; Fagales; Betulaceae. The record is from RefSeq and is a predicted model, not a curated record. Gene Ontology annotation, biological process: RNA processing. Gene Ontology annotation, cellular component: ribonucleoprotein complex; nucleus. Gene Ontology annotation, molecular function: mRNA binding.